UGCGCAGUAGAGGAAGUCAGUUGGGCAUGCGCAGUAGAGGAAGGCAGUUGGGCAUGCGCAGUAGAGGAAGUCAGUUGGGCAUGCGCAUUAGAGGAAGUCAGUUGGGCAUGCGCAGUAGAGGACUACGUUGGCGUGAUUCUAACGUUGUGGAUUUGUUAAUCAGGAAAGAUCUACUUGAAGUACCUGUCCAGUUGUGACUGGAGACUCGGGUGUGUCGGUGUGUUUGAUUCCAUCCCCUUGCAAAGAUGGACUUCCAGCAUCGAGCUGGAGGGAAGACGGGGAGUGGUGGCGUGGCGUCUUCCUCCGAGAGUAACCGUGACAGACGGGAGCGGUUACGUCAGCUGGCCCUGGAGACCAUUGACAUCAACAAAGAUCCCUAUUUUAUGAAGAAUCAUUUAGGGUCGUACGAGUGCAAGCUUUGCCUGACACUUCACAACAAUGAGGGAAGCUAUUUGGCCCACACACAAGGAAAGAAGCAUCAGACCAACUUAGCGCGGAGAGCAGCCAAAGAGGCAAAAGACGCCCCUGCCCAACCUGCUCCAGCCAAGGUCAAAGUUGAGGUCAAGAAGUUUGUCAAAAUUGGUCGACCAGGUUACAAAGUCACCAAACAGAGAGACCCUGAGACUGGACAGCAGUCUUUACUUUUCCAGAUUGACUACCCAGAGAUUGCUGAAGGAAUCGGACCCAGGCACCGUUUCAUGUCUGCUUAUGAACAGCGCAUUGAGCCCCCAGAUCGUCGCUGGCAGUACCUGCUGCUUGCUGCUGAGCCAUACGAGACUAUUGCCUUCAAGGUCCCCAGUAGAGAAAUUGAUAAAGCAGAAAACCGCUUCUGGACCCACUGGAACAGAGAAACUAAACAGUUCUUCCUGCAGUUUCACUUCAAAAUGGAGAAAGCUAUACCCCAGUCCACUGGUCCAGCACCCCCUGUAGGUGUGAAACGCCCCCCUCCUCUCAUGAGUGGACAUCGCCCAAUGAAUGAUUCUAUGCCCCCACCCCCGCCAGGAGGGAUGCCCCCUCUCCCACCUGGGGCACCAGGUGCCCCCCAGAUGCCCAUGCCUCCCAUGCCAAUGAGACCGCCGCCCCCUGACAGCCUUUCAAUGUCUAAUAAUUGAUCUUCUACCAGUGGAUCAUGGAUGCUUUCUUUCAUGGUCCGCAGGCAAACCUCCCUGCCUGUCUCGUGUCCACCACACUCUAGAUACUGCAGGUACAUUCAAUUUGAUUAUUUCUUCAGUUUAUGCUCAAAGUCCACAUUUAGUAGGUUUUAUACAUUUGUUUGGUAUAUGUAAAUGUGGUGGGCCGUCUGUUAUUGCAACAGUAUAAUAAUGACAUUAUACUGUUUUGUAUAAAUGCUUGGAUUCCGAUAUCUUUUAAGAGUCUGUUUUUGUAAUUAAAUGCUAUGGAGAAAAACAUUA
This is a messenger RNA of Scophthalmus maximus (turbot), 1412 nucleotides long. It is a transcript of the gene sf3a2, whose product is annotated as splicing factor 3a, subunit 2. Bases 246 to 1112 code for a protein of 288 amino acids. Gene Ontology annotation, biological process: spliceosomal complex assembly. The transcript is spliced from 8 exons. The record is from RefSeq and is a predicted model, not a curated record. Gene Ontology annotation, molecular function: nucleic acid binding; zinc ion binding. Lineage: Eukaryota; Metazoa; Chordata; Actinopteri; Pleuronectiformes; Scophthalmidae. Gene Ontology annotation, cellular component: U2 snRNP; nucleus; catalytic step 2 spliceosome.